Colletotrichum phormii is the source of this 777-nucleotide messenger RNA. RefSeq lists its product as uncharacterized. The record is from RefSeq and is a predicted model, not a curated record. The transcript has a single exon. Gene Ontology annotation, molecular function: protein binding. The annotation marks the transcript as partial. Gene Ontology annotation, cellular component: kinesin complex. NCBI's taxonomy places the organism in Eukaryota, Fungi, Ascomycota, Sordariomycetes, Glomerellales, Glomerellaceae.
CCAGACCACACGUCAACACUCUCGACGGUCCACAAUCUAGGCAACCUCUACAAGAACCAGGGCCGACUCAAAGAGGCCGAGGCGAUGUACGAGCGGGCUCUUCAAGGCAAGGAGAAGGCACUAGGGCCAGACCACACGUCAACACUCUCGACGGUCCACAAUCUAGGCAACCUCUACAAGAACCAGGGCCGACUCAAAGAGGCCGAGGCGAUGUACGAGCGGGCUCUUCAAGGCAAGGAGAAGGCAUGGGGACCAGACCACACGUCAACACUCGACUCAGUCGAAUGUCUAGGCAACCUCUACAAGAACCAGGGCCGACUCAAAGAGGCCGAGGCGAUGUACGAGCGGGCUCUUCAAGGCAAGGAGAAGGCAUGGGGACCAGACCACACGUCAACACUCUCGACGGUCAACAAUCUAGGCCUCCUCUACUCGGACCAGGGCCGACUCAAAGAGGCCGAGGCGAUGUACGAGCGGGCUCUUCAAGGCAAGGAGAAGGCAUGGGGACCAGACCACACGUCAACACUCUCGACGGUCAACAAUCUAGGCCUCCUCUACUCGGACCAGGGCCGACUCAAAGAGGCCGAGGCGAUGUACGAGCGGGCUCUUCAAGGCUACGAGAAGGCACUUGGAGCAGACGCCAUAAAGACCUAUAUUCCUGCCUUGAGCGCACUUCAAAAUCUCGGCUCUUUGUUUGAGAUGCUUGGCGAGAAUAGCAAAGCUAUCUCAUACUACUCAAAAGCACAGAACGGCUUCUUAUCCGUACUAGGGUCACAGAAC